This is a messenger RNA of Nicotiana attenuata, 2305 nucleotides long. Its product is annotated as WD repeat-containing protein 26-like. The transcript is spliced from 5 exons. The record is from RefSeq and is a predicted model, not a curated record. Gene Ontology annotation, molecular function: protein binding. The coding region runs from base 425 to 2164 and encodes 579 amino acids. Lineage: Eukaryota; Viridiplantae; Streptophyta; Magnoliopsida; Solanales; Solanaceae.
CCAACCCACUUUCUCCACCAUUUCUCUUUACAUCUGCCCCUCAAACCGAAACCGCCAUUAACACACACAGCUCCCAACAGUCAGUCAUAUUUCUCUUUACCCGUUUUUUUCUUUUUUCUUUUUUAAUUCCCUAUUGAAAAUCCUUAGCUUUGCUUACUCACCUAAUCUACUAUAUUAUUAUUAACUACCUACAAAUAAGGGGAAAAAAGUCCUUUUUUUUGGUUUUUAUUUUGGGUUUAUUACAAAUUCACUUUUUUUAUAAUUUUGUAUACCCAUUUUGAUCUGUAACCUCAAAUCAUUUCUGGGUGUUGGAGAUUUCAUUGUGGUACAGUCGCGUUUGUCCAUUGAAGGAUUGAGAUUGGGGUAUCAUCUUCUCGGAUCCGUUUACCGACCUGCUUUAUAUAUGGGCUGAGAUAUACAUUUCAUGGGAGGCGCAAAGGAUGAUGAGCCACCCUCAAAACGUGUGAAAGUAUCAUUUGGGGAAUCAGCAGAUCAUUCGAACGGCACAUUUCUUAAGGAUCCUGCAAGUUGCUCAUUGAGUGAGUCUAUGGCUCGUCCUCUAGCCGCUCAAGGGGACGACGAGAUUGUUGGUACAAAAGGAGUAGUCAAGAAAGUUGAAUUUGUUCGAAUCAUAGCCGAUGCAUUAUAUUCUCUUGGCUAUAAGAAGACGGGAGCGUUUCUAGAGGAAGAGUCGGGGAUACCUUUGCACUCCUCUCAAGUACAUUUAUUCAUGCAGCAAAUCCUUGAUGGGAGAUGGGACGAAAGUGUAGCCACAUUACGUAAAAUCGGUCUCGUGGAUGAAAAAAUUGUGAAGUUAGCGUCUUUUGUGAUACUGGAACAGAAGUUCUUUGAACUGUUAGACAGAGAAGAAGUCAUGGAUGCUUUGAAGACAUUGAGGACUGAGAUUGCGCCUCUUUGUGUAAACAGCGAUAGAGUCCAUGAGCUUUCGUUGUUCAUUAUAUCACCUUCUGGUGUAUCAUCAGGUCAAGAUAUAGUGAAAACGAAGUCAAGGACAAAGUUACUAGAGGAAUUACAAAGGCUGCUUCCCCCAACCGCCAUGAUUCCUGAAAAAAGAUUGAUCCAUCUUGUUGAACAGGCGCUUGAAUUGCAAGUAGAGGCUUGUCUAUUUCACAACUCAUUAGUCAGUGAAAUGUCAUUGCUCACUGAUCACCAUUGUGGAAGAGAUCAGCUUCCAUCUCAAACUUUGCAGAUAUUACAAGAACACAAAGAUGAAGUCUGGUUUUUGCAGUUUUCUCAUAAUGGGAAGUACUUAGCCUCAUCAUCUGCUGAUUGUUCGGUGAUUAUAUGGGAGGUGAAGUUGGACGGGAAGUUCUGCCUGAAGCAUCGAUUUUAUGGUCACCAGAAACCUGUGUCCUAUAUGUCGUGGGGACCUGAUGACCGUCAUCUUCUCACUUGUGGAGUAGAGGAGUUCGUUAGACGAUGGGAUGUAGACUCCGGCAAAUGUAUACGUAUUUACCGGAAAAACGGUGUUGGUUUGGUCUCAUGUGGAUGGGCUCCCGAUGGCAAAAGGAUAUUUUGCGGUUUUACUGACAAAAGCAUUAGCAUGUGGGAUCUUGAAGGGAAAGAGCUGGAGUGUUGGAAAGGCCAUCGGAUUAGUAGGAUAGCAGAUUUGGGAAUUACUAGUGACGGGAAACACAUGGUCUCUGUUUGUAAAGACAAUAUGAUACUAUUAUUUGAAUUGGAAUCAAAAGCAGAGCGAAUAAUUCAGGAGGAUCAAACAAUAACAUCAUUUGAAUUAUCCGCAGACAAUAGAUAUGUAUUGGUAAGUCUUUGGAACCAAGAAAUUCAUCUUUGGUAUAUAGAGGGAAGUGUAAAACUUGUAGCCAAAUAUAAGGGGCAUAAACGUUCUCGCUUCGUUGUACGGUCUUGCUUUGGUGGACUUGAUCAAUCUUUCAUUGCCAGUGGGAGUGAGGAUUCACAGGUAUAUAUAUGGCACAAAUGCUCACAAGCACUCCUCGCGACGUUGGCUGGACAUUCUGGGACUGUCAACUGUGUUAGUUGGAACCCAGCAAAUCCUCACAUGCUGGCAUCAGCAAGUGAUGAUCGGACUAUUCGCAUAUGGGGCUUGAAUCAAGCAAACAUGAAGCACAAUGGCAAUGGCGCUAUUAGUAAUGGUGUGCACUACUGCAACUGCGGAACUUGAAAACAUCUCAAGAUUUCUUUCCUUGACCAUUUGCUUGUUUUGUACAUUCUUUUAUAUCAUCAAGUUAUAACAUUUGUGGUAAACAAGAAAGUGCAAUUUGCAUUCAGUCCAACAAUAAAAGCAUGAACUUUUCCAUUUCUA